Molecule: messenger RNA, 3070 nt
Organism: Ictidomys tridecemlineatus (thirteen-lined ground squirrel)
Lineage: Eukaryota; Metazoa; Chordata; Mammalia; Rodentia; Sciuridae
Source: RefSeq, a predicted model, not a curated record
GCAGUAGCAGCAGCAGCAGCAGAAGCCGCGUCGCCGCCGAGCAGCAGCAAGGAAUCUGGAGUCAGAGUAGGAUUGUAAGAUCGAGCCCAGUGGGAAAAGGAGUGGAGCUGGCCUGGGAAAGGAGCGGAUCCCUCCCAGCACCCUCAGGCCACCCGUUGCCUGCACUCUCCCUGCCAGACCUCCAGCGAGGAGAGACUUGGCUCAGCCAGCCUCAGGUUUCCCCAGCCUCAGGAUGGCGUCCUCCCUGCUUGAGGAGGAUGCUCACUAUGGCUCCAGUCCCUUGGCCAUGUUGACAGCUGCAUGCAGCAAAUUUGGUGGCUCCAGCCCUCUGCGGGACUCAACAACACUGAGCAAAGCAGGCACAAAGAAGCCAUACUCUGAUCUUUCAGCUCCCAAAACCAUGGGGGAUGCCUACCCAGCCCCCUUUUCAAGCACCAACGGGCUCCUCUCACCUGCAGGCAGUCCUCCAGCACCCACCUCUGGCUAUGCCAAUGACUACCCACCUUUUUCUCAUUCAUUCCCUGGGCCCACAGGCACCCAGGACCCUGGGCUACUAAUGCCCAAGGGACACAGCUCUUCUGACUGCCUGCCCAGUGUCUACACCUCUCUGGACAUGGCACACCCAUACGGCUCUUGGUACAAGGCGGGCAUCCAUGCAGGCAUCUCUCCAGGCCCAGGCAACACUCCUGCUCCUUGGUGGGACAUGCACCCUGGGGGCAACUGGCUAGGUGGUGGGCAGGGCCAGGGGGAUGGGCUGCAAGGGACGCUGCCCACAGGCCCUGCUCAGCCUCCACUGAACCCUCAGCUACCUACCUACCCAUCUGACUUUAACCCCCUUAAUCCAGCCCCCUACCCAGCACCCCACCUCCUGCAACCAGGGCCCCAGCACGUCCUGCCCCAAGAUGUCUAUAAGCCCAAGGCUGUUGGCAAUAGUGGGCAGCUAGAAGGGAGUGGUGGAGCCAAACCACCUCGGGGUGCAGGCACUGGGUCCAGCGGUGGAUAUGGGGGCAGUGGGGCAGGGCGCUCCUCCUGUGACUGCCCCAACUGCCAGGAGCUAGAGCGGCUAGGGGCAGCAGCAGCUGGGCUGCGGAAGAAGCCCAUUCACAGCUGCCACAUCCCUGGCUGUGGCAAAGUGUAUGGCAAGGCCUCACACCUGAAGGCGCACUUACGCUGGCACACAGGAGAGAGGCCUUUUGUCUGCAACUGGCUCUUCUGUGGCAAGAGGUUCACCCGAUCAGAUGAGCUGGAGCGCCACGUUCGUACUCACACCAGGGAGAAGAAGUUCACCUGUCUGCUCUGCUCUAAGCGCUUUACCAGAAGUGACCACCUGAGCAAACACCAGCGCACCCAUGGCGAGCCAGGCCCAGGACCCCCUGCUAGUGGCCCCAAGGAGCUAGGGGAGGGCCGUGGCGUGGGAGAAGAGGAGACCAAUCAGACACCCCGACCUUCAGCCUCACCAGCACCCCCAGAGAAAGCCCCUGGAGGCAGCCCGGAGCAGAGCAACCUGCUGGAGAUCUGAGCUGGGUGGAGGGUCUCCAGUGCCAGGGCCGCCUUGCCAGCCUCUCUUGGCUCUAUGGACUAUUGUCCCUCACUCUUUUUUCCAUGCAUGUUGUCUUUUGAGGCUCUACCUUGGCCAUUCUGGACCUGGUUAUCUCCUUGCACGCCUGCUCAGCUCACCUCCUCCCUUUGCCAUGAGCCUGGCUUUCGGCCAAACUCUCAUCUCAGGCCCUCACUUUGUGCGCGAUUCCUGUGCUCUUGGUUCCUAGGUUUUCCUUCACCCCUUGUUCACAGGUUUUCUCUCCUUGGCUUUUGCCAUGCCAACUCACUUUCUUUCCAUUUAGCUUCCCAACACUAUUUCUCCCUCUUACUAAUUCCUUUCUGCUUCACAAGCUUAUUUACUGCUAUCACUCAGCUUCCAGGCUUGUCUUCCCAACUUACUCCACGGCUUUCCAUUCUGCAGAGUUUUUUUCCUUUUCACAAACAAGAUGAUGAUGUUAAUGAUGAUGAUAAUUUAUUGCCCCCUGGUGGCUUCUUCCUUAUAGACCCCAGUUAUAGGAGGCUUGGGGUUAUUGACCUGGCUGGGAGCAGGGUGCCAAGAGUGGGGCAAACCAGUGGGGAUCUGAUCCCAAAGAUGGGGUAACCCCUGGGUCAGGGAGACUGCCCCCAGGCCUAUAUAUUUAACUCCAUGCACCCCGAGUAAUGAAUACUAGUAAUAAUAAUUCUAUUUAUCUAAGUUAUGAUGACGGGUCCGGUAGAAUGAGCUGGGGAGGGAAGGGGAUCCAUUUCUGCUAAGGAAAUUCUAGCCAAAUGUAUUGCUGUAUAGACAAAGUGGUAGUGGAGGUCUUGUUAAUAGAAUUUCUAUCAUCAGGGUCUCAGUGGGGUUUCUCUUUCAAUGGAGUUUCUAACAAAUUGGGUUAAAAGAGUUGAUGUGAGUAUCUCUCGAUUAGGAGAUCCCUAGUAUCCCCAGCCCCAGUCAGAAGCUGUGAAACCUCAAGUCCUAUGGAGGGGAGAAGGACUGGAAUGUAUCCCAGCUCCCUUGACCCCAGAGCAGGUUCUUCCACUGCCCCUUCUCUCAGACACCAUGAUCUCAUCAGGCUAAUUCCCUGUUGUCAUGGUUAGGGAGAGCUUACAGCUGCCAUCUAAAAUGUGCUCUUUGGGGAAGCCCACCUAACAGGAGGACAUUGAUUUGGAGAUGCUCCUCCUGAACAAUGGAGGGGGAAGUCUUUCUCUGGGAUCAGAUUAAAAUAAAUCAAGUAUUUAUUGAGUGCCUAUCCUGUGCAAGGCACUGUGCUAGGCCUGGUGCCUAGAAACCAUGAGAAAGAAUUUAUAGAGCUUAGGAGGAAAGAGGUCCCCAAACUGAUUUGGGGGUGCAUUUGCAAGCUCCCAACCUGGGACUUCCAACUCCACCUCCAGUGACUUUUAAAGCCGCUUAGUGCCUUUGAAUACCUUUUCUGAGACUGGAUCCUCCUUUUCUGUGCCCUGCUCCCACAAGUCCCCAGGUUAAAGGGUAAAGCUGCUGGAAUUUGGGGAGAGGGUAACAUUGUGGAAGGCAAAGAAUCAUCCCCUUGUG